AUGUCUGGUCGUGGGAAAGGAGGGAAAGGUUUGGGCAAAGGAGGCGCUAAGCGCCACCGUAAAGUGCUCCGAGAUAACAUCCAGGGCAUCACCAAGCCCGCCAUUCGCCGCCUGGCUCGGCGUGGCGGCGUCAAGCGCAUCUCCGGCCUCAUCUACGAGGAGACCCGCGGGGUGCUGAAGGUGUUCCUGGAGAACGUAAUCCGGGACGCCGUCACCUACACCGAGCACGCCAAGCGCAAGACUGUCACCGCCAUGGACGUGGUCUACGCGCUCAAGCGCCAGGGACGCACCCUCUAUGGCUUCGGAGGUUGA
Molecule: messenger RNA, 312 nt
Organism: Elephantulus edwardii (Cape elephant shrew)
Lineage: Eukaryota; Metazoa; Chordata; Mammalia; Macroscelidea; Macroscelididae
Product: histone H4-like
Exons: 2
Coding region: 1-312 (103 amino acids)
Biological process (GO): nucleosome assembly
Cellular component (GO): nucleosome
Molecular function (GO): protein heterodimerization activity; DNA binding; structural constituent of chromatin
Source: RefSeq, a predicted model, not a curated record